AAAAAAAAUAAAAACUUCCACUAGAUAUUAAAAUACAGUUGAACCAAGAUAAACGCAGCACUAGAAAGCACUUGAACAAAGAAAUCACUUUCUAUCUACUCCCAACUUUCCACCAAUUGCGAUGCACUGCCAAGGACAACCUGCUCACCUCCAAGCCAGAAUCCAACAUAAGGGGGCACCGCAUCAAGCAAUAGCUGGUGAUGCAGGUAAGGCGGCACGUGAGGCUGCAGCUUGUCAAGCAGGGGUCACCAUGAGGUUAGACAAGGGGUUGUAGCCGUGCAGGAGGCAGUGCAUCAAGGGGGGCAUGUAAGGCUGCAACGUGUCCAGCAAGGGCAUGUGAGGGUAGAGCGCCCUCACGUGAGGCUGCAGCGCAUCGAGCAGGAGCGCAUGAGGCUGCAGCACAUUGAGCAGGAGCGCAUCGAGCAGGAGUGCCCUCAUGUGAGACUGCAACACAUCGAGCGGGAGUACCCUCACGUGAGGAUGCAGCGCAUCGAGCAGGAGCGCAUGAGGCUGCAGCACAUUAAGCAGGAGCACAUCGAGCAAGAGCACCCUAGUGUGAGGCUGCAGCACAUCGAGCAGGAGCACCCUCAUGUGAGGCUGCAGCGCAUCAAGCAGGAGCGCAUGAGGCUGCAGCGCAUUGAGCAGGAGUGCAACGAGCAAGGCCGCUCUCAUGUGAGGCUGCAACACAUCGAGCGGGAGUACCCUCACGUGAGGCUGCAGCGCAUCAAGCAGGAGCGCAUGAGGCUGAAGCACAAUGAGCAGGAGUGCAUCGAGCAAGAGCGCCCUCAUGUGAGGCUGCAGCACAUCGAGCAGGAGUGCAUGAGGCUGCAACGCAUUGAGCAGGAGCGCAUCAAGCAGGAGCGCCCUCACAUGAGGCUGCAGCGCAUUCAACAGGAGCGCAUCGAGCAGGAGCGCAUGAGGCUGCAGUACGUCAAGCAAGGGCAUGUGAGGCUGCAAGGCAUCGAGAAAGAGCCUGUGAGGGUGCAAGGCAUCGAGCAAGAGCCUGUGAGGGUGCAGCGUGUCGAACAAGGGCAUGUGAGGCUGCCGCAGGUUGAACAGGAGGGCGUGAGAGUACAGCACGUCAAGCGGCUGCAGUGCCUCAAGCAGGAGUGUGUGAGGGUGCAAUGCAUCGAGCAAGGGCACAUGAAGCUGCUGCUGGUCGAGCAAGAGUGCUUGAGGCUGCAUGUUGAGCGAGGGCCCAUGGGGUUGCAGCCCCUCAAGCAAGGGGGCACAUGAGGCAGGACGUCAAGUAGCAACGCAUUUGGUACGCCAUUAGGCGCUGUUACAAAUAUCAAUUUAUAACCGAAGAAGA
Messenger RNA from Ziziphus jujuba (common jujube), 1312 nucleotides. RefSeq lists its product as uncharacterized. The record is from RefSeq and is a predicted model, not a curated record. The transcript has a single exon. Bases 388 to 1236 code for a protein of 282 amino acids. NCBI's taxonomy places the organism in Eukaryota, Viridiplantae, Streptophyta, Magnoliopsida, Rosales, Rhamnaceae.